This is a messenger RNA of Macrosiphum euphorbiae (potato aphid), 783 nucleotides long. The record is from the annotation of a GenBank genome assembly. NCBI's taxonomy places the organism in Eukaryota, Metazoa, Arthropoda, Insecta, Hemiptera, Aphididae.
AUGUUUGCUAAAAUUCCUGUUUACGCGCAUAACGGUCUCCCUAAAAUUGUAAAUUAUUUUAAAAAUAUUAAUAUGCCCGUUCAAAAAAAAUAUACAGUAUCGGUGUAUGGUGAUUGCAAAGAUUUUUUACAAGAAACGCCGCCUGAAAACCCGUGUCUUGUAAAACAUUUAACUAUCGAAGAUUUUGACACGUUAUCAAAUAAUAAUUGGUUGAAUAAUUACGUUAUCGACGCGUGUAUAGAUAUGAUAAUAAAAAUUUCAGAAAAAGACCCAAAUUAUAAAAAUUUAUCUUUUGUGAGUUUGUCUUGUGGACUUGUAUCGGCUUUUUCCGCAAGAGUUUUGGAACUGGUCUUGCAAAUGGUUCCAAAACCAUUGAGUAGUUUCGAUAUGUUUACAAUAGAAACCAAUACAGUAUUAGGUAUACCUAUUAAUAUUGAACAAAUUCACUGGUUGGUGGCUUUCAUAAAUUUUAAAACUUUAACAUGUGUAAUUAUGGAUCCAAAAUACAGCAAGAACGAACAAUUAUUCAAUACCGUCAUGACAGUAGUCUCUCAUACUUGUAAAUUUGGAAAAGGAUUUUUCUUGCAGUCGAACGGUUUGCCAAUUUUGAAUUUACAAUCGAUCGAUCGAACAUUACAAAUACCAAUUCAAAUCGACAAUUACAAUUGUGGCGUUUAUAUUUUGUAUUAUGUACAAAUAAUGAUUAUGAUUAUUAAAUUAGAUAUUAUGAAGUUUACCGCAAAACAAUUUAACAAUAAAUUCAAACCAUCGGCAUACCUAUAG